This is a messenger RNA of Protopterus annectens (West African lungfish), 5363 nucleotides long. RefSeq names its product solute carrier family 35 member F3 (gene SLC35F3). Lineage: Eukaryota; Metazoa; Chordata; Ceratodontiformes; Protopteridae. Gene Ontology annotation, molecular function: transmembrane transporter activity. Gene Ontology annotation, cellular component: membrane. Bases 450 to 1931 code for a protein of 493 amino acids. The record is from RefSeq and is a predicted model, not a curated record. Gene Ontology annotation, biological process: transmembrane transport. The transcript has 8 exons.
UGGCAAACAAUAUACUUUAAAAAGAUGGCUUUGGACAACAUCCAUAUAGUAUAGAAUGUUCAUCACAUGGAACCUAUGGAAUAUUGUACAUUGUUAAGCUGACGGAUUUGCUAACUGGUCCUUUUAAUGAGCAAAUCUGAGUCCCUGCUGUGCAGUAGGAAAAGAAUCUUCUUUCUGGCGUCUAAGGUUUUUCUCACUAUGCCACCAAGUGGCUUGAAAUGGAUUAUUUCUAAAAGCUGUUCGAGUAAAAGCUGCUUUUCUUUACUACUACUGUCACAUCUGGAUGCAGCAAGCAGUUCGUGAAUAAUCUGCAAAGGAGGAACAAAGCGACAGUACAGUGUUUUGAUAAAGCUGAUCAUUGAAAACACCAGUUUGAGCUCAUUUUAAAAUCUGUUAAUCAUUAAAAUUUAUUUCUGUUUUUUCACCUGGAUUUUCAGACAAAAUUAUACAUGGGGAUUCGUGAGUUUCCUAACAGCAGCAGUAGAGGAAAACCAGUAUUCAUAGGGAUGAGAAGAUCGCCAGAUGUCAGCCCCAGAAGGUUGUCAGAUAUAAGCCCUCAGCUGCGACAGCUUAAGUUUCUGGUUGUAGAUGAAGCUAUCAAAGAGGAUUUAAAGUGGUCCAGGUCAGUAGAAGACCUAACUAGCACUUCUGUUGGAUUAACAUCAAUUGAGGAAAGGAUACUUCGGAUUACAGGCUAUUACGGCUAUCAACCUUGGGCUGCUAGCUACAAAAGGGAGGAGUGCCCUCGAGAUAGUCCUGCUCAGGUAGAAGUACCAGUUCCUGCAGCGGUACAAAGAACUGGAAGACUGAACCGCUUUUGUGUGAAGUGUUCUGCAGCUCUUUUAAAGAAGAUAUGUUGGGCAGUGGUGGUAGUCAUUUCUGUCUGUUCUUCCUGGUCAGGAUCAACUCAGCUUGCAAGAUUUACUAUGAAAAACUUUGAUGCACCGGGUGUGAUCACCUGGUUUGCAACCAUCUGGAAUUUUUUGUUUUUCCCUCUGUAUUACCUGGGACAUUUAUGUAAGUCUACAGAGAAGCAGUCCCCAAAAGAAAGAUACAGGGAGUGCUGCAGAUUUUUUGGAGAAAAUGGACUUACUAUAAAACUGUUCUUCAUUAAAGUUGCUCCAUUUGGUUUUCUUUGGACACUGACAAAUUACCUGUAUCUACAAGCAAUAAGGCAGAUUGAUACCACUGAUGUUUCAGUGCUUUUCUGCUGCAACAAAGCCUUUGUGUUCUUACUCUCAUGGAUAGUUCUAAGAGACCGAUUCCUGGGGGUUAGGAUUGUAGCGGCUAUUCUUGCUAUGGCAGGCAUUGUGCUUCUGAACUAUGCUGAUGGGUUUCACAGUCAUUCAGUUAUAGGAAUCGCACUGGUAGUGUCAUCUGCAUCUGCCUCAGCACUUUAUAAGGUUCUUUUCAAACUACUGCUGGGCAGUGCAAAGUUUGGAGAAGCAGCCCUGUUUCUGACACUUCUGGGAGUGUUUAAUGUUGCAUUCAUUACCUGCAUUCCAGUCAUACUGUAUUUUACCAAAGUGGAACACUGGAACUCCUUUGAAGAUAUUCCCUGGGGAAAUCUUUGUGGAAUUGCUAUUCUUUUACUAACCUUCAAUAUCAUAGUAAAUUUUGGAAUUGCUGUCACUAAUCCCACUCUGAUAUCCCUUGGAAUUGUUCUGAGUGUCCUGGUAAAUGCAGUUGUUGACCACUAUACCAGUGACAUCGUCUUCAACGGUGUUCGUGUAGUUGCUAUCCUGAUCAUUUCCAGUGGAUUUUUGUUGCUGCUUUUGCCAGAAGAAUGGGAUACAUGGGCAUUAAAGCUACUGACACACAUCAAAGUUCGGAAAAAGGAGGAGACUAUUGAAGUACAAGGAGAAGCAGGACAGUCAUUUCGUAACAAGUCCAAAGGAGUGCAGUCUUUAGAGUCAACAUUUAUGCACUAGAACAUUUGGUUAAAUCACGGUGUUCUAGCAGUAAAUGCAUACACAUCUUCUUCCCUUUUGAUUAUUUUCUUUUUUCUUGUUUAAGUUAUACCCACCAAGGCUGACCCAAACAGAUCCAUUUAUUUGCUAAGUGCCAGUUUCUGCCUGUGUUGUAGAAAGAAGAACUCCAGCUGUUUCAGGCUGGAUCUGGAUUCAUUUGUAUGCAGAUGUGUCUACACAUGGUUAACACAUACUGACAUUUUGGGCAUCCAUUAUAUGCUUGUGGGGAAUUCAGUUCAUAGUUCCACUCAUGAAACUUAAUAUAUGUAACAGCCCCAUGGUCCUAGCAACUUCUGUAUGCACUGAACUUGUGCUAGACAGUGGCAAAUCUAACAGCUUGAAAACUAAGGUUCUACCGUGGGCAAGCCAUCCUGGCUGUGAGUUAUUUCACAGAUGGUCCUACAGGCAGCCCCAUCCUGUACAGUCUCAGUCUUUUCUUUGAUGUUUCUGGCAGUGCUGACCAAGGUAUGAUGCUACAGAAGAGUAAAGGAGGUCAUGCCAAGUGUUAGCUGACAACGGUGGUUCUCUGAGUAGAUGCAGUCAACAGAUGGCAAUGUCUUUCUUCCUGUUCCAUGUUUCUUUUCAUGAUAAGUCCCUGGUGAAAUGAUUUUACACCUGAAGGUAGAGUCCCAGAGUUAUGCACUGUAGCUGCACCACCACAUAAAAAGUUGACUACUAAGGAAGCACAUGCAUUUAGAAAAAUGUGUAUAUUUAUACAGUUUUUUUAACUACUAUAUCUUGAGUGUACAGUUCCACAUCUUUAUAAAUGUCUACACUUUUAAACAUGACUCUCAUGUGAAGCAUGGACAUUCUAUCCAUUUAAACGGGAUGUAACAUAUAUUCCAGCUGAUUUCUAAAUCAUAAAAAAAGCUUUUUUUCAUGGAAAUUAUAUUGUGAUGAUCAGGAACCAGGAAACUCCUGCAGAAAUUUGUUACACACACUGUGAUUUUUUUUUCUUUUUUAUCAAGAAUGCUAUUUCUGCUACAUUAUGGUUUUAAUUAUGGUAUUUGCAAUCAUUUCAGCAAAAAAAAACAACUAAGUAAGAAGUCAUAUUUAUUUAGCAGGAAAGGGCAGGAAAUGUGUAUAUGAAGCAUGUUGUACCCUGAGAAAAACACUCAUAAUGUCAUAAACAUGUUAUUAGAAUCACAGUUAACAUGUGGUCUAAAGCACUUUCUACCCUGUUGGGUUAUAAAGCAUUGAAAAUAUUUCUGAGGUCAUGCAUAAGGGAAGCAGUGCCUUAUACAAAGUGUUACCCUAUAGUCCUGUUUAGGACUAAUCUGACCUGCAUGCCUCCUAUAUAUUACUAGCAUAAAUAAAUACAUACAUAAAUAAACAUAUGUUUUAUAUACAGUAAAGCCAUUUAUGUUACCAGUAGGAGGAACAAAACUAGAUAAUAAUGAAAUAAUUAAAGAGCUGGUCUCUUCUGAAAACAAAAUUUAAAUGUAUAUUAAUUGUCUUUCUGUGCAUCAUGUUCUAUAUAGUUUUAAUACAUGUAUUUUAUAAAUUAUCUGAUUUAUUAACACCAAAAACAUAUUUUGACUGUAGCAUUUUUGUGAAUGCAACAUCAGAUCUCUAGGAUACGAUGUAUUUAUUUACAUUUUGUCCAUUCCAUCUUUGUAAGGUAGAUAGACACAUUCUCUGAACAUGUACAGCCCAAGGGAUCAUAUGAUUCCUAUGCAAAUAGAACAGCUUCCUGUUUACUGUGAAUAUAUGCACUUUUUUAAUGUCUGCCAUACCAGAAUAGCAUUCUUUAAGGUUGUUAGCUUUAAAGAAGGAAGACUUCUUUACAUUAUCCAUAAAUUCACUUCUUUAAAGUUUCAGUACUUAGUCAUAAUUGUUUUUUUGUUGUUGUUUUUCUUAUUUUUUUGAAGCAGUUCAGCUCAGCAAUUUUAACUCAGUACAUUUUCUGAAUGAGCUCCUUAAGAUAAAGGCCUACACUUUUGUCCCUUCCUAGCCUUCGAUAGGAGGCACAUUAAAGGCUCUACUGUAGUUUCUUUGUUUUUUAAUACAGAAACAUAGCUUAGGUGGCAUUUUUGCAGGGAUCUAGUGUUAUAAAGUAACACACACACACACACACACACACACACACACACACACACACACACACACACACACACACACAUUUAUAUAUUUCCAGAACUGUACAAAAUAUUCAUGCUGAGGCUAGAUUUGAAAUUAGUACAGCAGAAUGACUACAACAACUCCCUGACGACUGCCAUGGUUUAAGUGAACAUCAUCAUUUAGCCAGCAUUCACUGUAGACAGCAUUAAUUAUUGUUCAUGCUUUAGCCUUUUUUCUACAAAAAAAAAGGUUUGUCACUUCUGCAACAAACCUACAGCAAAAAUAAACCGAGAUGGGUAUUCAUAGAGGUGAAACUCUGCUAUAAGUGUAGCACUUGCAGCUUUUUUAUAGGAAGUCUGGGACUGCAGCAAGUUGAUACAUUAUUUACAUCAUCACACAAUUUGGUAUCACAGCAGUGAAAAAGAGGGGAAGCUAUAUCAUUAACCCUGGCCUGUCUGGAUGCCUCAGCGAAUCAUUGUGUUUAGUAUAGUGUAGUCUACUGACUACUAAUUUUAGCCCACAUCUUUUAUCAUUAGUUAACCUUGUAAGAGUCAUAUAUGGAAUGCUAGUAUGAAUCAGGUUUCUGUCAAGACAUGUUUAUAAUAGACAAAUUGAGAUAAAGUGCUUUAAAAUACUGUUUCUCCCCAAAUUUGCCAAAUAAAAGAGGAGCCAAAUACAUAUGUUUUGUGUAAAAAAAGUACUGUUAACCUCACAGGUGAUUACAUUAAGUAGCAGGGGUAUGGGUCUGCAACUCCUCACAGUUUGGGGGUACAGGGGAUUUGCCUCCUCCUGCAUAAAAGCACUAAUUUAAAAAAAUAUCUCAUUUUUGUGUAUUCAAGAUAGAAUGUUUAGUUACUUCUUGGAGGUCAACUAUAUUUGGUCACUGCACCUUCAAAAAUGGGCAAUGUAACAUAUGCAAUACUGCAACCUAAGUGUUUAUUUCACAGCAGUACAUGGAAACUUAAAUGCUCUUAUAUGUCCGCUGUUAUUUAUUAACACGUUUAACAUUAAUCUUCAAAUCAUCCAGUUAACCAGGUUAAUCAGAUAAUUUAUAAUUAGGUCAACUACAUUUGUCUAAAAAUGUUUUGCUAACCUGUUGUCAAAUGCAGAUACCAGCUCUUAAACAUAAAUAUAUUUUAACAAAUGAAUUGCAAAACUGCUGAAUUUUGUAAACAAUUAUGUUAUAGGGUGGUUAUAGUGAGCAGAUACUGCCUGAUUAAUUAUUCUGUAAAAUAUUGUAUAUUUAUAGCUUGUAAAGUUUACAAUGCCAAAUGCAGAAAUCACACCCUUUUGUAAUUUUGUCAUAAUGCAAAAUAAAAUCAAUAUCUAUGA